Molecule: messenger RNA, 807 nt
Organism: Mangifera indica (mango)
Lineage: Eukaryota; Viridiplantae; Streptophyta; Magnoliopsida; Sapindales; Anacardiaceae
Product: UPF0057 membrane protein At4g30660-like
Exons: 3
Coding region: 131-361 (76 amino acids)
Cellular component (GO): membrane
Source: RefSeq, a predicted model, not a curated record
AGUUGACUCGACCAUUCAACCUCAAGCACAAUUAAAGAUCAGGUCUUGGUUGUUCGCUUCUCCAUUAAGGCUUCGCCUUUUCACUAUUUGAUUUCAUCAUCAUCAUCAUCAACAAAACAAUUAAAAAAAAAUGCCUUCUCGCUGUGAGAUUUUCUGUGAGAUUUUGAUCGCAAUUUUGCUUCCUCCUUUGGGAGUAUGCCUUCGCCAUGGCUGUUGCACUGUUGAGUUCUGCAUUUGCUUGCUGCUAACGAUUCUUGGAUAUGUUCCUGGUAUAAUCUAUGCUCUGUAUGCCAUUGUGUUUGUGGAUCGUGAUGAGUACUUUGAUGAAUACAGGCGUCCCCUUUACUAUCGCGAGCCAUAGUGCUUCUUUGGGUGUUAGGACUCUUGUAUAUUUCUCUCAUAGGAAAGAAGGGAAGAAAAGAAAUAGAACAAGUGGCAACAGGAGAUUGGAGCAAGUAGAAUAGUUAACAAUUAUUUUAUUGCAAGGCCAAUUUGGAGAAAAGAGCAAACGUGGCAGAGACUUGGCGGCAAAGUGGUUGGCAACAGAGGAAAAAGGACAAAAGGCAGCUGCUGGACCAGGAAAAAGUAUGGAUUGCAAAACAGAAGGAAUGUAGGGAGAGUGCAGGCCUCUCGGAAGCCUGAAGUGAGUAGUGAACUUAUGUACUUGCUGUGUAAUUGCUGUUUGUUCUUGUUUUUGCUUUUGGAUUGUAAUCUCUUGAUUGAAGAGUGGGAAUCACAUGUAAUGUGCCGACUUUUGUAAUUCUUUUGAAAGUGAAUGAAUAUUUUCCAGGGAAUUAUUCUGUCCCA